AUGAUGGCUCAAGUUCUUAAGGGACAGCUCAAGCAUAUCAAUGCAAUAGAAGGGAUGAGUGAUGCUAAUGAAGACCCAUCAAGAGAAUGCAUGGGAGAUUUCUCUAAUGAAGCCAAUGAAGAAGAUGUGAACUACAUUGGAAACUAUGGGAACAAGGGAUACAAUCCAAGCUAUCGCCCAAACCCCAACAUGUCUUAUAGAAACCCCAAUGUGGAGAACCCUCAAGACCAAGUGUAUCCUCCAAGGUAUCCACAACAACAAAGACCUCCUUACCAAUCUCAAGGAAGUCAAUUUCAGCCAAGGCAAGGGUAUGAGCAGAGAACAUCAUAUCCACCCAAGGAGCCAUAUGCUUCUUCACCAAAUCAAGCUCCUACANCAAAAAAACGUGAUGGAUGGGAUUAUGGUUUGAAUCUCAACAACAACAACAACAGCUUCAAAAACGAAGCUUGGGGUCACAACAACAACAACAGCUUCAAAAACGAACCUUGGGGUCACAACAACUUCAAAAACGAAGCUUGGGGUCACAACAACUUCAGAAACGAAUCUGCUUGGAGUCAUAGGAACAGCAACAGUUUCAACAACAAGAAGGUUGAGAAUUGGAACUGUAAGGAUCAGGGAAGAGAGAGCAGAGAGUGGAGAAAGAGGAGAGCAGUGCCGCGUGGAGGAGACAGGGUGGAGGAUUGUCGAUGGAGGAAUGGGAGAGGGAGAGGGAGAAGCAGAGGUGGGUUUCAGCAGCAUUCCAAUGGUUGGGGCUGGACUGAGUCCUUCUGA
Molecule: messenger RNA, 771 nt
Organism: Microthlaspi erraticum
Lineage: Eukaryota; Viridiplantae; Streptophyta; Magnoliopsida; Brassicales; Brassicaceae
Source: the annotation of a GenBank genome assembly